AUGGGAGCCACAAAUGAAACAAUGGUGACUGAAUUCAUCUUGAUUGGGCUGUCCGAAUACCCCAUAGCACAGACUGUGUUCUUCUGUUUGUUGUUGAUGACAUACCUCAUCACCUUUCUUGGCAAUGGCCUCAUCGUCAUAUUGAUUAUUGCUGAUCCUCACCUUCACACACCGAUGUAUUUCUUUCUUUGCGUCCUCUCCUCUGUAGACUUCAUGAUCUCCAACAAUACAUUUCCUGAGACCCUGGUCAACUGUUUCUUUUACAGGCCCACUAUCUCCUUCUACAGGUGCUUAGUUCAGAUGUAUGUUGGUGUUUUACUCUUUGUGACAGAAUGUUUCCUGCUCGCCAUCAUGGCGUAUGACCGCUUUGCAGCCAUCUGCCAGCCGCUCCACUAUUUUCAGAUAAUGAGCUGGAGGUUUUGCGUCAGUUUAGUGACUGUGUCUGUCGGCUUUUCCUCACUGACAACCCUCACCAAUAUAUUGUUGCGUCCUACUGACUUCUGUGGACAACACAUCAUUGACCAUUUUGGAUGUGAGCUACAAUCGUUCCUCAAACUGUCCUGUUCUGACACACGUGCCAGUGAGCUCUUCAUGCAUCUUUCCAGCAGCUUUAUCAUAUUGCUACCCUUUUGCUUCAUUGUCGUUACGUAUGUGCGCAUUGGCAUAGCUGUCCUGCGCAUGAGCACAACAAAGGGUCGGAAGAAAGCCUUCUCCACCUGUAGUUCUCACCUUACUGUGGUCAUCGUCUUUUAUGGCACAAUCAUAAUCAUGUACUUGAAGCCAGAACAGACUUCAUUUUCAGAAGGGGAAAAAAUAAUCUCUGUAAUGUAUGGGGCUGUGACUCCAAUGCUCAAUCCCCUGAUCUACAGCUUGAGAAACAGAGAUGUGAAGGCAGCUUUCUGGAGAGUGAUUGAAAGGAAAAUGUUAGAUUAA
Molecule: messenger RNA, 933 nt
Organism: Eublepharis macularius
Lineage: Eukaryota; Metazoa; Chordata; Lepidosauria; Squamata; Eublepharidae
Product: olfactory receptor 13H1-like
Exons: 1
Coding region: 1-933 (310 amino acids)
Biological process (GO): G protein-coupled receptor signaling pathway
Cellular component (GO): membrane
Molecular function (GO): G protein-coupled receptor activity; olfactory receptor activity
Source: RefSeq, a predicted model, not a curated record